ACAGAACAAUAUUAACAGUUUGAAAAUAAGCUCUGUACGGCCGUAGUCGUUAGCUAAAAAGUGAUCUAUUCAAAGCAAAUUGAUUAAGUCUUGCAGUUUUAGUGUGCUUUAUUGCCCAUUGAAUGGGAUGCACAUAUCUGCUUUUCUUGGAUACCCGGAAAAUCCAGUGAAAUUCUGACCUGGCACGUAAUUGCAAUGCAUCUAACCAUCGGCUAUGUUUUCGAUUGUGAUUCUCGUGUCUAAGUUUUGAAAUAUUUUUCAAUCAGUGUGUACAAGUGCGUUAUUUCUUGAAUAAUUCGACUAAAGUUAUUAGUUUGGCAUUCCGCGAAAAAUUGGUAUAUAAAGAAAUGGCAAAGAUCUCGAAGUCCUUCCUUUUUAUACCAAACGAAUACAAUGUGACUAGAGUUAUAAAUUUGACAACGAAUGCUUAGCACGCAUGUGCGGUGCAAUUACUGAGCGUAAACAUCGUGGAAUUUACAACCAAUGCUGCUUAAUUAUAUUUUCCAGUAAAUACCGACAAAUUGAUUUUUGUCUUUUUCUAACGGUUCGAAUGAAUUUCGAUAUGAAAAGUGAUCACGUGGUUCUUUGUCGUGAAUAGUGUUGCGAAUUACGUGAGGAGUACUUUCGAGGAAGAAUUACAGAAGUGGAUUGCAUCAAUGUGAUAUUAAAUAGUUUCCUGGUCGUAUAUUGCACGAAGGUGAGCGAUACACAUCAAACAAAAUGGACGAGUAUGAUAAGAAAUUUGCUGAGAUGCAAAAGUACAUUCCGUUUUUGGAAGCGAUGAUAGAGCGACUGCAAAACGUUAAGGACAAAUCGCGAGAAGUACAACUGCAGAAAAUGCAAAGUCUACAUGGAAUCCUAUCGAACAGCAAGAGGAAGCUGAAGAUUGAGACGUUGCAGCGAUGCGAAGACGUUCUGCAGAAGUUACACAACAAAGUGGAAAAGUUUCAGGGAAAUACGCCCGGAUUGCAUUUUCCGCACAAGAAAAAUGAAUCUAGCUCAGCACAAUGUUCAAAUAUACUUGAAGAUGUAAAGCCUCAUACAGAAGAUGUUAUGGAGGACCGAGAGAUCCACGAGACGCCAGCCAGUCCAACUCCUCCGGUUAGCCCAGACUCGGGUUCUCAAGUGGCGCCGAUAAUAAUUCCUACUGAACGCAGUCUAGAUUUCGAUGACAAAUCUGACAGCAAACCAGCCUCUCCCGACCCCAUAGAAACUUUACCAACCAAAGAUCCCAUCAUCAUACCUACAGAGAGGACGAGUAACGAUGUACCUCCCUCGCCACAGAGUUUGUGUAAAAACGCGGAUAAUGUAUCGUUCGCCGAAUGGGAUAUGCUCGAGGAGAACGAAAAUCACAUCUCGAGGAACAAAAAUUGGCAGACGAUCAUUACUUCUAGCCACGAUGGUGUUACUGUGUCCAAGAUGGUUGAAAGUAAUCUGUCUCCAAAGGUGAACGAUGGCAGAUCUCACAUGCCUAUAUCGAUUCACCCGUCUCGACAAAUACAAACCGUGCCAGUCCCCUCUUUGGGCGGUUCCAGAAGAUUGUCGUCGAUAUUAGAAAAGAAUCGAAUGAUGGGAAUAAACAUGGAUCAGGUUUCGUUAGAAUCUAGCCCUGAAUCACCUGUUAAUAUGCCUGAUGCACAGUUGAAGUCACCAGAUUUGGAGAUUUUGUUCCCAAAACUUUGUAAGAACACUUCACUUCGGUCAAAGGAAAUUUCGAGGCCUGGUUCCAAACCAUCAGCACCAUUGUUGCUCUCACCACCUCCCGUUUCUACAGGACCGCCAUUGUCCAUGGAAGAUCUGGCUGAGCUGUUGAACGAAGAAGAUGAUAGCAAGAUGGAAAAGAAGGAUGAUAGGUUAAGAGAGGAUUCAGGUAAAUUCAAGAAGGAUAAACAGGAAUUAGGUGGGAAUGUUAAGGAUCCAAAGACAUCUAAAUCAUUUCUGCUAACACAAGAGGAUAUUGAUAGCGAGAGUGAGAGACGUUGGGAAGAGAUAGACAAGCAUAUAGUUAAGUUAACCAGUAGGAAAUGUCUACCCAGUGGCUCAAAAGUCGAUCCUCUCAAGUCUGGUGAAACUAAGGGAUCACCUCAAGGUAGUUUAGGUCAUGCUUCUAGUUCGUUUAUGGCUACUAUGUCUGUCGACAACAGAAAUGUACCAUCUUCACCUAGUUCCAAGACAGAGCCUCGUUUUGCGGAUAACUACGAGCGCCAUCCUCGCCAGUUGCGUGACAACCAGGGCCAUGAUAUGGACAAAUCUAACGUGCACAACAUACACUGUCGACCCGACGACGAUAUGUCCAAUCAGAUACAUCAUGGCAGUUCGGUCAAGCCGGAUGACAGAAACACUGUGUUGUAUCAGAGACGUCAGGGGAACAUUGGACCUGAGAUGGUACCACCUAGGAUAGACACUGAGUUCAGAAUAGAAGGACCCGAGUACUUCAAUAGACAAGUAACAAACCAAGGCCACUGGCCUUCCAUGCACCCGCCCGUGAAUACGAAUGAUUAUUGCAACAACCAGUGGCCAUCGUCUUCCAAUUUUAGCGGUAUGCCUAGUUCUCCUGCCCAAACGUAUCCACAUCCGAUAGGUAUGCCACACCAAGAGAUGUGGAACGUAGGUGCCAAUAGAGAGACCAUUCAUAUGGAUCCUCAUCAAAUGAACGAGGGCCAGAUAAGGCCUAACCAGUUCCCUCCAAACAUGAAUGUUGGUAUUAGACCUCUAAUGAGUCCCAAUACGAGAUCUCAGGAUAUGAAUCAUAUUCCACGAUCAGACGAUAUAUCCAAUAUGGACGUACCUAAUGUACCUACCAUACAGCCUUUAAUAUCACCUACGAGGUUUCCUGUUGGGUCACAGUACAGGAACUUUCAGGGAGAGAAUAGGCCUUAUGAGCCGCCUUUUGAUAGAGGAAUGGAAUAUCCUCACCAGAGGCAGCCAUGGGAUUCUCCGAUUAACCGACCAAAUGAUGUACCAUAUAGACCAGAGAACGAAGUUCCUUGUGGUGUAAUGGGGCCUACAGAAGGUCCUUCAGGGCCGUAUCCGAGGCCCAGCACUCCCUGUCCGUGGAACAGAGACAGGGACCGCAAUGGUAGAGGGCGUAACACGUAUUACAAUGAAAGGAAUAGAGGAGAAUCUAGGAAUAAUUUCAAUCGUGAUACUCGUAGGCCUGGUCCUAGGGACAAUCAUGGUGAGCGGGACAACUGUAAUAGGUUCGGUAGGGAUGCUAGAAACAUAUCUGACCGUGAUCCAAGAGUACGCAUGGAACACAAUGUAAAUAAUCAAGGCUCCAACCAGUCGAGGGAUAAUGGUACCUCGGUGAGAGAUCCUCGGUUGGCUAAGGAUAAACAUUUCCCAUCUCACAAAGGUAAAGAUAGUAGUUUCAAUGAGAGAGAUCCCAGAAAACGUUCGACGGGACCAGCGACUGCAACAUCGACGUUCAGGAAGAUCAAGGAAAAACCGAAAUCUCCUCCAAAGCCAGUUGAUAGCCAUAAACGUGUGGACACGGAAAAUAGUACUAAACAUACACAAGAGAAGACAACUAAAGACAAGAUGCAGUCACCUUUGGAGAGUUUGUACGGAGUUAUCGACACGAAGGCAAAGUCUGCACAAGGCUAUUGUUUACAAAAUUUUAAGAUCCCUAAAAUAAAACGUAACGAGUCAUCAGAGUCGCCCACGUCGAGUCACAUUUCUGAGGAAAUUAAAGAGUGUCCUUUGGAAAAGCAGGAUAAAGCAAGUAAAGCUGCUAAAAAAGACAAGGAAGACACAACUGCGGAAGUGAGCAGUAGCAGCGAUAGGAAUGUUCCGCUUGAAAAUUGGAAUGAAAGUAAUAUAGUCACUGAUAAAAAAGAGGAAUUGAAAGAAGAUAACAGUUUCAGGGAGACUCCUGUAGAAGAGAAUAGUGAUGUUAAUAUUUCUGAAUUAGAUUUUAUCAGUACUACCUCCUCCAAAUUACCUGAUAAUAUUGAGAAAUCUAAGAAAGAAGAAAUAGAGGGAUCCAAGUCAAAAGGCGAAAUGACUCAGGAAUGGAUAGAAGCUCUAAUUAGAAAAUCGUUUGAAUUUGGCGAGGGAAAGAAAUUCGUCGAACACGCGAAAUUCAUGCAGAAGCUGGGAGAAGUAUUGCAGGCGAAGAAGUUGAAGAAGAUCAAGAGGAUCAUUGAAUCAGAAUCAGAGAGUAGCAGUUCGGAUAAAGAUGAUACUCCUGAGACGAAGAAAGUUCAGACGAGGAAGAAGCGACGAGUAAUUUUUUCGGAUAGUUCCGAUGAAGAGUCUCUUGCUGAAAGGCUUGAUAUUCUAAAAACAGCGAACAAAGAAUUGAUUACAGGUACAUCAAUGGAUAACCAGGAAGAAAAGACAAAUACAAAUAUUGUGAAAGUAACUCCUAAUAUUGAAUCUUCAGAUCUUUCAAAAAAUGGACCAGAUCCUGAAAAUGUUACCACUAAAGAAGAGAUUGCACGUGUAGAAACGCAAAACGUUGCUGAAGAGAAGAAGGAGUCAAAUGAAGAUGAAAUAAAUAUAGACAAGGAGAAAAGUGUUCCAGAAACACCUAAAGAGAUUACCAAGGAUGAAUUGGCUGAAGAUAAAGAGGUUGUUUCAAAGAUACCAAAAGCCAAAGCAAAGAGGAGGAACUCCCUGGAGAUGUUGCAAGAAGAUAUUAGGGAAAUGUUCAUCAGUGAUGAUGUUGUGGCAGCAACUGGUUAUCGAUUAUGUAGAGCACAAAAAGAAAAUCAAAAUAAUGCAGGCACGAGUACUCCCAAUCAAAGUACUACGAGCAUAAAGAAGGACGAAUCGAAUAAACGUGAUUUGGAUGUAGAUUCUGAUGUAGAAGACACUGUGGUUUCGUCCAAGCAAAAAAAAUCUACAAAAUCACGUGUUUCUGACGAAUCAAGUAAGUCUAGAGGUAAAUCAAAGAAAGAGGUGCAAAGAAUCACUAGACAACAUUCAAAACAAUAUAAUCAAAGUUCAGAUAGUGAAGAGGAUCAACCAUUGGCGCUGAGAACAGAGUUAAUUCAAAAUUCUAGUUCAUUGUCUAAUCAAGAAACAUCUAAUGAAGAUUUUGAGGUACUAAGGCGAAGCAAACGUAUUAAUAAGGAAUCGAUAAAAGAACCACGAGUAGUAGUUGAGAAGACAAACAUUUCUAAGUUGGAAUGUUCUAAAGUGAUGUUCGAUAGCUCAUCUGAUGAGAGUUUUGGGAUAGAUGUGUCUGAACUGGCUGCAGCUGUGGACAUCUCAAUUCAUCCUGAUAAGCAGUCUGAAUCUGAGGCAGUAGAACAAACAGAGAAGAAGAAGGAUGUUCAAACAUCUUCUAGAAAGUCUACAAGGAAGAAAGGAAACGAACUGCUGAAUGAAAGUAAAGAUGAUGUUCAAUUUACUGAUGAAGAAAGUAUUACAUCUGAUAUUUCUAUGUCGAGUAGCGUAACUUCUAGCAAAAAGACAGGCGUUAUUUCAACUACAAUGGAUACUAGUGGUAAUGAGAAGUUAUUGAGUAACAUAUUAGUGGGAUUAGUACCAGUAAAGAAUGAUGCAGAUAAGGACUCAUCAAUAGCGGACAAAGGAAGCGACGCAGACGUCGAUGAUGAUGUUAGCGAUCAAUUACCGGCUGAAUCAAGUACGAAGAAGUCUUCAGCGAAGAAGAAGAAGAAAAAGUAUAAUUGGCAGAUGGGUAUUUUGUACAAAAAAAGAAAGAAGAAGACUCUUACAGCUUCAUCUUCCAAGGGUGACUGUGAGCUUAAUGCUAGCUCUGAAAUAGAUAUUUCUAACAAAGGAGAUACUAUUUCAGAAAAUACAACAAGCAAAAACAGUAGUUCACCCAAUAAUACAAAGCAAAAUAUUUCCAAGAAGCUUAAGAAUGAUGUUAAAGAUACUAAUUCUAAUGAGAUUCUUCAAGAUAAUUCGAAAGACAAAAAAGAAGAGGUAUCCAUAAUAACAUCUGAUCCUACAGAGAAGAAAAAAUCUUCUUUAAGUAAAGUUUGUUCUAAUGAACAGUUAUUGGAAAAAGAUAACGAACAAACCAACCGUAACGUUGAAAAGAACGUCGUUAAAAAUAAAAUUGAUCUAGAUAGAUCUUUUUCUGAUUUAGAUGUAAAAAAAUUAAUUGAUUAUGCUUGGACGGGCCAAGAAAAGUAUAAUUGUCUGCUUUGUUUGUUCAUUGGUAAAAAUAUUGUUCACCAUUACAAAUUAAACCAUCCUGGAAAGGAAAUUCUGAUUUCCAGAUUGAAACAGUCAGAUGCUCUAUUAGCCAUUCAAGAUGCGAAUGACAAUAAUGUGGAAAGUCCAUCAAUGGAACCUCUUGCAGAAAAAAUCUGUAAAUUUCGUUGCAGAUUUUGCUUUUUGUUCAGUGAAGGAGCUGCCAAGAUUGCAAUGGAAGCAUUUUAUGAACAUUGUACUACUCACACAGGAGAAUACAGGUUUCGAUGCAAUAGUUGUCCUUAUCAAACUGUAGCCAAGUCCUCCAUGAGAACUCAUUAUUAUAAAGUAUGUCGCAAAUUUAAAGAUACUUUUGUUGAAGCCAUAACUGAAGAUGAAAUACCUACUGAAAAUCGCAUUUAUGGUUAUUUAUGCUCAUGUUGUAAUUUCGUUCAAUUAAAGAAGUCCAAUGUGGAGGAACAUGUUAAUCUAUGGCAUAAGGACGAUUUGAGUGUUAAGAUUGUUAAGAUAAACAUGUCCUUAGAUGCAGUUGAAGAAGAAUUUGAUGAACAAGUUGAUGUACCAGAGAAAAAGAUAAAGCUAGAAGUAACCCAGUCAAAUUCAAAGAAAGGAUCAGUAAAUGAAGUAGUAAAACUGAUUGAACAGAAUGACGAUGAUAUCACUGAAAUAGAAGUGAUAAAGAAGGAUAAAAUGUCUGAUGACGGGGAUAAGAAAAUAAAAGAUGUACCUGAAGUUAAACAUCAAGAAGAGAAUCAUUCUGAACCACAAGUUACUACUGAUGAUGAAAACAAGAAACCACCACAAAUGGAUAUGGAUUCCAAUUUACCAUCAGGAAAUCUGAAUGUAUUCGUUUGUCCACCAGAGUUGGAAAAGAAAGAAGUAGAAAUUCAGCUCGAACGUAAGAAAAAAAUGCAAGAAAUUAUUCAAAACAUUGGCAUUAAAUUACAAAGGGACGCAUCUAAAAAAGGUUUGUCCAUUAUAGAUAAAUUGAAGGAUAAAAUGAAGACUGAUUUAACAGCAGCAAAUAACGAAACUGAUUCAAAUGUAGUAUCGAAUUCUUCAGAUAAAAGUCCAAUUAAUAUCACGACUUCACCGACUCCAUCAAUGCCACCUCAAAGUAAUACCACUGAAUUGCCUUGUAACUCUGAAAUUCCUUCACUGGUAGAUUCAGAGAAAAAUCUAUCAUUGGCUGAAGGAACUUCAAAUGAUAAACUUGAGGAUAGUACUUCGCAAAACCAAUCAUUUAGCACAAAAUGUAAUUCAAAGUCUACAUCUGAAACAAAUCUAACAAAUUCAAUGACCAAGGUUCCAUUGGCAAUAUUGGAUACAAAGAAGAAUGAAGAAAGCGAUGCAGAAACUAGUGAUAAUGAGAAUAUGAGGCAUAGUGCUCCCAUUUAUGACUCUGAUUCUAGUAGCGAACAGUCAGAUAGUGAACUGCCUACUGAUGUUAACAUGAUCUUGAAGGAAACUUCAAGUAUGAAUGCAUCUUGUAAAGAUCCAAUGUUUACCACUAUACAGAGACUUGCUGCUCAACUUCAAGCUACAAAACAAGAUGAAACUUCUUCUAAACCUGAAGACUCUAAAAGAUCGUUUCCUUUUGGUUCUAUUCCCAAACCACCAGAUGUUGUUCCUAUAUCUAGUAUUAAAAAAUUUUUCGGGAAAAAGGAAAGUAGAUUUCACGAGAUAUCGCAUGAUUCGCACGACGAUAGUAAUCCACCUAAGAACUUGAUCCGUUUGAGACGUCUAAGUGGAGAUAUGUUGUCGGUACCCAUGCAGUUGUUAGACGCCCAAGAAGAUCUAUCUCUAAUAAAGAACGAUGCGAGUCAAUCCAGUACUUCAGAUACAACGGAUUCCAUGUUAAAAUCAGAUGUUGAAGAAGAGUGUUCAUUCUUGAAAAUCGAAAAUGUAGUUAGUCUUGCACCAAGAGCUGAUGGCGCCGAAAGUCCCAUUAUAAAUGAUAUAAGAAAAGCAGUUGAAAUUGUCCCCAAAGAUACUCCUAUAAAAAGCAAGGGGGUAUCUUUACUGAAAAAGUCUAAUUCGCCUCUAAUUUUAAAGAGAUUUAAUGCUGUAUCUAUCACGCAGACAUUAACGAGGAAUAUACAGACAGUGCAAUCCACACCAGAAAAAGUAAAACUAAUUCCAGUGAAGAGUCUAUCCCCUUCUCCAGUUGUAACCACCACACAGCUUACCACCAAUUUCAUUCCAAUUGCUCCAAAAUCAACAAUUAUUCAAAUAGAUAGUAAAUUGCCUUUAGUGACUCCAUCGCAAUCGUCGCAGAAUUUGAAUUACAAAAUCGUCAAACUUGUUCGAACGCCAGCUCUAAUAAAACCAAAAGAACCUUUAGCCACAGUCUCGGCAGUUAAAUUAAAAUCCGCGGAUGCAUACAAAGCGAUGUUGAAGGCUACUAAAUUGAUUCAUUUGUACAAGUGCAUGGCACGUGAUUGUCGCUUCAGCACUGAUGUAUUGUCUAUAUAUCAUCAGCACUAUCUUCAACACGUAAAUCAAACCGAAAAUACGACGAUGCCACCGCCAUUUGAUUACCAAAAAUGUGCCUAUUGUUACAUGAUAUUGGAGGAUUGGAAUCAAAUGAAAACGCAUAUCGAUGAAAAACACGCGCAUUGCCGUUACCAGUGCAUGUACUGUUUUUAUAGAGCUAUUGUACCUUCUUACGUGCAAAUACAUCAGAUAAUGAUUCACCCUAGAAAUCGUGGUCUUCUACUUGGUAAUCCCGUGAAAGAGAUACCAUCAAAAGAAGAAGUCAAUCGACACGACACCAUAUAUCCUUACGUGUGCCAACAUGAUUGCGGAAAGUUUUUCUUUGUUCCCGAAUCUUUUAUAGCGCACUUGAAAAAUAAACAUGGAACGCUUCUUUCUGGCUAUAAGUGUCACGUGUGUCGUACUACUUUCAUGAAAAUCGAUCAAUUAAUGACGCACUAUAGAACGCAUGGGUUUUACAAGUUUCAAUGUCUGUAUUGUUUGAAUGGUUCGGACCACUUAAGCGAACUGCAUAAUCAUUUGAGCACGUUUCAUUGCAAUCGAUUACCACAGGUUCUUGAGCGAACUCUUCCUCUUCAGCCAAUACGAAACAAAGACGUAAUGGAACAAUUAAUUAUAAGAACAUUGGAUGACACUUUGAAAAUCACAGAAGAAGUGAUUGACCUGGAGAACGAAGGCGAGCACAAUAAAGAAACUGAUACAGACAUUGUUAACACGUCUUCGUCUCCCGCUAUAGUUUUUCCUCAAUUAUCUAAUGAUGUAAAUUUGUUGAACAAGGACGAAAACGAGGCGUUAAAUAAAUCCUUUUCGAGGUUAUUUGGAAAUGCCAAUAAUUCAAAUAGCUCUCUCAAUGCUAAAACCUCACAACAUGAAAAAUCAUUAAAUGAGAGUUCCAACGAUAGUGCAGUGAGCAAGAUAUUCGAAAGUUGUUUAAUGGAUGACUCGGACGUUUUGGCAACGCAGGUUUCGGAUGGAGAAUCCGCAGACAAAAGUUUAUUAGAUAAAUCUAAAAAGACCAAUAUUCUCACUGACAAAAGCUCUGUGGAGCCAACAGAAGCUUCCAAAGGAUCUUUUGAUUGCAGCGACGAAUUUAUAAAUAUCAAUUUACUGGACAACCCUGAUUUCCUGAAAAAAGUCAAUCAUUCUAUUAAUAUAACUCGCAUGAAUACUUCAUCCGCUACGGAAUGUAAAAUGGAAGAUAGCGACAUUGAAAUUGUAGAUAUCGACGAUACGGAAGUUAUUCCAAUAAAAAAUAUAAAAUCCGAAUCGAACAAAAAGGAUAGCAUUGACGUAAGUGAGAUACAAAAUAUAAAUCCAAAAAAGGAUGUAAAAGAACAAUCUUCCAGUGAUGUCAGAGAUUCAAUCGCAUCUUGCGAUGCUAAAGAAGAUUCCACCAUGAAAACAGAUAAACCUUUAACUCUAGAUGAUAUUAAAGACACUGGCUUCUCAGGGACACAGUUAUACAAGUGCGGUUAUGAAACUUGCGAUUAUAGCUCACAAACUGCUCUUCAGUUAAAGACGCAUGUAAAAGAAUGUUCUUUGAGGGGUGAGAAUAAAAACUUGACCUGUGCUCAUUGUAGCAAACGUUUCUUGAAAAUUGGAUUUUUAUUAGAGCAUUUAAAAUCACAUGGACUAAAGCGAUUUGGUUGUUCAUUGUGCAAAAUGAGAUGUACAGUGGGUUACCAAGCAAUGGCGCAUAUGAAGAUGAAACAUAAAUGUGCAUAUAGUAAAUUAGUUCCGGCUGAUCCAAAAAAUCCAUCCGUUGAUGGGUUGUUCAUCGUACAACCUAUUCGUUACAAUGGAGAUCGUAAAGGAAAGAAGCGUAGAAGUAAUACAAAGUCAAGUGAAAAAGGCACUGAGAAGGCUACAACAGACACUGAGAAAUUCAGCUUCAGUCCUGAUGAAAUAGAUUCUUUGCCACUUCAAGCGAUCUACAACCGUGUAGUGCAAUGUGCAGUGUGUCCAUACACGACGAAAGUGCGUACGAAUAUCAUCAGACACUUGCGAUUGCAUGCAAAAGAUGAAAGCGUGCCAGAAAGUGGUCCCGUUAAUCCUGUGCCGUGCUUGGAUAAGAAGGAACGAAUGUUUGAUAAAAUGGUCAACUUAGCAAGUAGUUCUCAUCAAAAUGGUCGGAUGGGAGGGAAAUCUAAGGAGACUAACAAAAAUAACGAAGAUGAGUUCAUCCCGAAAUUUGUACCGGAGCAUAAGAGGCACGUUGUGGAGAGACAUCUUUCUGACAAACAUCCCGAAAAAAGACCUUUUGUGAAAGUAAUUAGAGAGUUGGAAAACACAGAGGGCAGUCAACAAUCCAUACAAGAAGAAGUCAAAGAGGAAGUACCAGAUCCGGAUGGAAAUCAUUGGAAAUGUAACUUCUGCGACUAUAAGUGUGUAUAUAAAGCGGAAAUGGCUAAUCAUACGUCUGUGACACAUGAUGAGAAGAGCCAAUACAAAUGUAACUCGUGUUCCUUUAAAACAAAUGGGAAAAUUAUGUUAGAACAACAUAUUAAUAGCAAGCACCCUAACGAUUUAAAUGUUGAUUAUAUUUUAAUGUAUCAACGAAUAAAAGGGGUGAAUAAGAAAAGUACAGAUAAUGUAGAGCAGACUGGACAAGAAGAACCUUUUGAUACUACUCCGCUUUGGAGAAGAGACAUGCCUCGAAUUAGACAUAUUCGCGGAAUCCUUCUUGAAGAAGAAGACGAAAUGUCCACUGAAUCUUCUUUAAAGUUAGGAAAACGGAAGAGUGACACAGACUUAGUCACUAAACCGGCUAAAAUAAAGCCGGGGAAAUCCAAUUCAUUAGAUGACACCAAGCAGACGAAAGAAAAAUCUAAACGGUCGUUGUCUUGUGACAAGGUAUCGACGGAAGUGGAACCUGCGACUAGUACGUCGAAUACGACAGAAAAAGCUAAGGAAACUAGAUCUAAAUCAAUUGAAGACAACGAUUUCAGUGAACCGGAUAUCGGAAAAUUUGGUCCUUAUGGGAAAGCAGAUGGUAAUAUGUAUGUCUGUACUUUGUGCACGCAGUUCAAGACAAAAUAUAAGCAUGAUAUGAGGGAUCAUCUUUACAGAGAAUUGAAUUACGCAAGAUGGCACUGUAAGGAAUGUGGAUAUUUGUCUGUAAACCGUAAUGCCUUGUUGAAGCAUUUUAAUAAACACCAUAAUGGGGAACGUCAUAAUCACGAACCAUUAUCUCCAGACGAUGAUAUCGAAGAAUGGGUUGGCACAUUAUUGAAGAGACAAACACUGAUGAUGAAGGGACUAUUAGCCAAGGAACAUGCAAGUGACGCAGAAUGUUCUGCAACUACAAGCAUAGCUGGAAAUAAUUCAAAACCAUCUUCUGCUAAAACUACCCAGAAUACCGUAACCAAAAUUCUUAAAACUGGAAAUACUGUUAGCAAGCCUGAUAAUAAGCAAGGCAACAAAGAACAAACUCCAGAAAACACCAUAAAAGUGCAAGCUGAGGAUAACAAGGAUGAUGCAGCUCCCAUUACCGAUGUAAGGACUGAGAGUGGAUCCCUGAAGAAGAAACCUGGGAAAAUUACUGAUAUAGAGAAAGGCAAGCCAGAUGAAGAGGAAGAGAAGCCAUUCACCUGCAAACAUUGCAAUAUGACAUUCUUCCGACGGCGUGGCUUCAAACUGCAUGUACAAUUGACACACUUAAAACGACUUGGAUUUAUCUGUCCUUACUGCGAUCGUAGCACGAACUCAGAGAGUUUAAUGCGACAACACAUUCGUUCAAAGCAUCCCGGUUGUCCCGAGAAAAUAGUUGAAAAUCCGGCAGCUGGCGGACCAGAAUUGCCGGAAGAAUUUUGGCGACAGGAAUACGGAAUCGUGUUUCCAAAGAGGAAAAGAAAACGAAAGACACAGAUGAGUGGAGGAGAAGUCACGGAAAAAGCUGAUGAUUUCAAUAUUGAACCGCAAGAAAAGUGCAACUUGUGCAACUUUACCGCUAUGAAUACGACUGGCCUCAAAAUACACAUGAGGAUACACAUGACUAAACAUAUACUGAAAUGUUUUUAUUGUAGUUUCACUGCAGCGACAAAGUCGGAAAUCUGGGAACAUUGGGAGGUCAAUCAUCCGUUUUCGCCAUUUAAAGUCGAAGACAUAUCACCAUCUGAAUCGUCUAGCGAAUCUACAGAGAUGGAGCUUGAUAAUAAGGCUAUCACUGAGGAUUACAACAAUGAUAUAGAGGAGGAACAGAUUUCUGACGCGAGAGAAGAUGAUUCGAUUUACUAUUGCCAUUAUUGUUCCUUCCGUAGUAAGUAUUUGAGCAUGGUACAGAAUCAUUGGAACAUAAUGCAUAAUGAAUCAACAUCGCAGACCGAUGCUCUUAAAACGAAGUCGAAACCGUUUAAAUAUAACGAGAUGAGAGUUUCAGCAAAAUCGUUGGCGAAGGCUCAAUGCUCGAAAACACAAACGGGAAGUCCUUACGAAUUAUAUUUACAACAAUCGCAUAGUGAUGUGCAAGAGGUGGAGAGUUCUGGAUUGAAACAAGAGGGUUGGAUUUGUCAGUGGUGUAACGAGUUAUGUGACUCUGAGAUCAAAAUGAAGACACAUCAUAGUAUGUUCCACUCGCAUUUGCCAUUAAAUUUCAGGAAACAAGAAAAGACUGAAAUGUCUCGAGGAUACGUUUGUCCUGAUUGUCCGUUCACCACAAUGUUUCUUAAUGUAAUGAAGAACCACGUGUCCAAACAUAUAAACCUAUUUAAAUGUAAAUACUGUGACAAGUCUUUCAGCUGUCCUUCGGAAGUCUCUACGCACAAUAGCGAAGAACAUCCUGGAAUGGAACUAAAAAUAGAAAGUAUUCCGAAUUAUGAGUCUUUGCUAGAGGAAAUGAUGAUUCAAGUGAAAUGGCAGAAGUUUGAGCCGAUUUCCGACAAAAACGAAAAUUCAAACCCGUCAAGAUCGGAAUUACCGCGGAAAAACAAUGCAGUUGCAAAAAAAUCUACGACUAAAAGUGCAUUUCGUCAUAAUGCAAUACCAUGCAGAAUAAAGGCGGUAGCUAGAAAAUCGACUAAUCCACAUUCGAGAUAUCUUAUCAGUAACAGAAUACAAGACAAGCAACAAGAGGCGAAAAGCAAACAGUUUUCCUAUUACGGCGCUCCCAGAAGUCCCGUCAAUUUAGCUAAGUUAAACACGUACAUGGUAGUUGGGGGGCAUCGAAUGAAAGUAAACUGUACCACUCUUGCGCAGUUAAUCAACAUCAAUCCGGAGAUAAUAUUAGAAGAUGUUAAGAGUAAUAUCAAAAACAUCCCAGCACUUAAAAAAUUGAAAUAACAAAUGGAAAUAUAGAAGGAAACUUAUCGUUUUCCACAUUAUCGACGUUGUUUAAUGUAAUAUAAUGAAUGGUAUAUAAAUAUUUAUUGCGUGACUAUUAUUGGUACAAUGAUCAAUAGUAACCAAAGUGACUCACGGUAUUAUACAUGCUUUUCUGUGACGUUAUACUUAAAAGAUACUAUAAUAAUCGAUGAAUUUUUGUAAAAUUCAUUGAUUCUCUCGUCGUAUUGUGAUGAGUAAUUGUAGAUAAUAUCCUCACAUUUGAUCGUUUCAUGGUUACAUAUUUUGUGCUUAUAUUCGUCAUAAGUGUAUAUUUAAAAAUUUUGAGAAAUAUGAAAAGAAUGAAUAUUUGUACUUCCUGCAAGAUUACGUUGCUCUUUUAUAAGUUAUCUUAUUGCAGAAUUGGAAUUACAUAAAAAGAAAAGGUUUUCAUAUGUACAAGAAUUAUAUUUAAUUAUAUUCAAUGUAACAGCAAUUUGCCAUCUGGACUUUAUCGAUAUUGUAUAUAGAUAUACUUUGCACAUAUAUUUCUAAGUAAACACAAUAUAAAAAUUUGUGAAAUGGGGAAACAAAUCGUGCCAUGCUAUAAGCUGGUAAAAAUUAUUCUGAAAAUCAAAACGCAAAAUUUUAACAUGGAAACUGUAAAUAAAAAUGUAUCAAUAUUUGUCUAAUUGAUGAAUAUUGAAUUUAUUUAUUUUGGAAUAUGUAAAAUCUCUUAGUAUAGAUAUCUUGAUUUUUUACGAAUAAUGAUAUCGUAAUAAUGUUAUUUUUAAGUACUUACACUUAAUGUUGAGCAGUUCUGUCAUGUUUUAUUAACUCGAAACAUUUGUUAAACAAUUUUCAGGAAAUAUUACACAUGCAUAUAUCAACUCAGGAAUAAUUAAACAUGGUGAAAUUAAAUCUGAAUCAAGAAGAACAAUUUUUAAAUGAUAUGUAUAAAAAAUUAAUUAAGAUUUGACACGUAAGAUUUAACGUUUAUCGAUGCUGAAAAAUCGUUAUCGGCGGUAAUAAUAAUAAUAAUAAUAAAGUAUUUACUCAUUAACUUAUUUUGAUAAAACUUAGUUCUUGCUUUAGAAAAGUAUCGGUAAAUAAGAAUUUUACGUGUUAAUAAAAUAUGUAAAGCUUUUGUUGCACUGAGUUCUGUGCUCGAAUUUUAAAAUUAAUCAUUUAACAUCGAAUGUAAGAUGAAAAUACAAGACUGAGUGUCCUGUAAGUAGUUUAAUUUACAAGAAAAAUUGUAAAUAUCGUGAGAUUGUAAAUAUAGAACUACACAUAAA
This is a messenger RNA of Bombus impatiens (common eastern bumble bee), 15185 nucleotides long. RefSeq lists its product as uncharacterized. The coding region runs from base 721 to 13908 and encodes 4395 amino acids. The record is from RefSeq and is a predicted model, not a curated record. Lineage: Eukaryota; Metazoa; Arthropoda; Insecta; Hymenoptera; Apidae. The transcript has 16 exons. Gene Ontology annotation, cellular component: nucleus. Gene Ontology annotation, biological process: regulation of gene expression.